CUGCCGACGUGCGAGGGUCGCACGAGUGAGCGACGCGCGAGCGCUGCGAUGGCGCGAUGAAGACGUGCGGGCGCGCGGCGUUUUGCUGGGCCCUGCUGUGCCUCGCGGGCUGCCUGGCGGCGCCGCGCCGCCUCUACUGCGAGCGGGCGGACGUCGCCUGGCGCGCCUACCGAGCCCCCGCCGCCUUCGAGGCGCGCGUGCAGUCGCUGGCGCGCGACGCCGCCACCGUGCAGGUGCGCCGCGUGCUGCGCCGCCAGGGCCGCUGGCCGCACGAGGACGCCGUGCUGCGCCUGCGCCUGCCGCGCGAGGCGCAGGAGUGCGCCGGCCGCUUCGAAGUGCCGCUGCAGAACAGAAAGAACUAUAUCGUGUUCGCGGAGCGACAGGGCCACGCCGCCGUGGCGCUGGGCCCGCCGCUGCGCCGGACCGCCAAGUUGUUGCGGAGGAUCCGCGCCGUCUACCGGCCCGGCUACAGUAGUCCAGCACGGAUCGAGCCAAUGCAGUCCGUGCGAGCGACGCGCGGCGGCAAGGUGAAGCUCGAGUGUCGAGCGAGCGCCAGGCCUCCGCCCCGGAUAGCCUGGUACAAGGACGGCCGGCCCGUCGCUGACAUUGCUUUAAGGAGAUUCCGAGUGCAGAACUAUAGGAGGCGCUCGGUUUUAGUGAUAAGGCAUGCGCGUCGCGAGGACUCCGCGACGUACGAAUGCAGGGCGCAGGGCGCGGUGGGGCCGCCCGCGGUCGCCGCCGCCAACAUCAGCGUGCUGCCACCGGCCACCAUGGCGCCAGACACUCCCACUGGCGCCCCGUGCCCGAUGCCCGACCCUGAGUCCUACUGCCUCAACGGAGGCACUUGUUUAUUCUUUGAGGCCGUUCAGGAGCAAGCUUGCAAAUGCCUGGAAGGCUUCACCGGGCAACGCUGCGAGGUCAAGGACGUGUUGAACAGGAACAGUAUGUAUCAUUCCUACACGUGCAAGCUGGGCCUCUCCACGUCCUACUACUGCUAGCCAGCGUCGCGCCGGCGCGGGCGCAUCCCACCUUGUUCCAUUUUUAUCUUAGCAUCGCUCGCACUGGGCGGGAGACAUAAAACAUGGACUGUGGAAAUAUUCGUUCAGAGGUCUUAGCCUGAGAUCUAUACAGCGUACUCUGACUUAAGUUUCAGUUAAAACGAGACAGAUUUAUGCCAGCGGUAUAACGCUCUCUCGUUUUAACAGUGUCUUAAGUCUGAGCAAAGUUAAAGUGCGGUCUAUAGAUCUCAGCCUAAAUAAGUGUCCUGAUUUUGUGAAUACAAAACUUGUUGUUAAUUCACUUGACUGGUGCCUGCCCCCUUCAAUUCAUGGCAUUUCUAUUGCAACUGUGCAUUAUAACCUACCAAUAUACCUAGUGAGAGAAUGUCAUAUAAACCUCCAGAUUCUCUUGAAAUUGUUACAAUCUAAGUGCAUUUUAUAUCGUCUUUGACACUACAUAUUUUAUACAAAAACUGGUAGGUACUUAUUUUAUUUACAUCCAUGUUUUAUGUCUUCACUAUAAUCUCUGUAAGACUAUGAAGAUAUUUUAUGAUCCUAAAUUUUUCCAACCAACACUUUAUGUUCUUCUAUGAUUGUUAUUAAAAAAGUUUUUUUUUUAAGUAAGUAUAUUGAUACGUACAUAAAAUAUUUUCAUAGUCCACAGACGUUUAGCGAAUUUAGACAAUGCUUGAAUAUUAUAAUAUUUAAUUAUUUGCAUAAGUGAUUGCAAGUUUUUGUUAUUAGGGCCAGCUGUUUGAAAGGCCAUUUUAGGUUUUUCUGUUUGGAAACUCGUGUGUCUCGUACGUUAAACGAGAAAACAUGUAGCUUCUUCUAUUUAUUUAUAAUAGAAAAUAGUCCUUUAUACCAUGAAUUUGCCGCGUUUGACUUCCCUUUACCCUUUAAUUUCAGUAAAAGCUUUAAAUUAUUGUAGAUUAAUAUAAAAUAUAUAAUUUAUGAAUAGCUGGCCCAGUGAGAUUAUAAUUUUAAGUAAACUAUUAAAUAUAACUAGCACUGAUACAUUUUUUUCGUAACUUUUGUCGGUCAUGCAAAAGCGUAGGUCAGAAAAAAUAUCUUCCACUGACUCCGAAGUUAAUAAAUAACUAUUAAUGCAAAUAAUUUUCAUGAGCUAAAGAGCCAUUGUGUUCUAUUAGCCUUAUGUUUGCUCAUGCAAAAUAAAAUGAAGAUGAAAAUGCUGGGCUUAGUAUAAGAUUUUACACCUCACCAUGCAAUGCUGAUAGUAGCUACUGAAGUAUCGAUACUUCAGCGUUAAAGUAAAAUGGUCUUAACUGCCUGACCAUAUAUCUAGGUACAGCUAGCACUUCAAGUAAAUAAAACAAAUCUGAACUCAAAUAAAAAGACUCCGUUCGUCAAAACUCGUGUUUUUUGGAUAAUAAGCAGACUUUAGAAGAACCUCGAGAGGUCCUCUCUAAUUUUACAGAAUUUUAGGUUGACGUUCCUUAAUUUCGAUAUUUAGUGCGUACAACAGAACAGCUUUUGUUCUCUAAAAUCUAAAUUGUAUAGUUUAGUGCUGUCACAUUCAAUUUUAAGUUAGACCCCUCAUUUAAGAAUAGCACAUCUCUCUAAGUGUAAUAUAAAGGAAUUUUUAGCAAAAUGCUGACAGAAUCGACACCAUUAUGAAAUUAAAAUAGGUGAUUCUGAAUUUUUUAACUUAAGUAAAGUAUUUUUAUGUAUAUUUUACCUUGACGUUAUUAAUUCGUUUCGACUCACGAAUAUUUCAACGUUAGUCAGAUGUAAAAUCUCAUACUAAGCUCACGGAUGUGUUUCUGCAUUCAGAUGUUACGUUUUACUCCUGACGUAAGAGGUCACGUGUAUUUUUCGAUUUGUACUCGAAGUUGUAAAUAUUUUACACUUAUUUGUAAUUUUUCAAUUUUUUUAUUUUGUUAUUAACUCGUAAGGUUUGAUAACUGAUUUUAGUAGGUAAAUAAUAUUAUUCUGAUGAAGAGACUUGCAAGUUAUGUACAUAUCUAUUAGGAUAGGAUUUUUUGAUAACACUUAACAUAAACAGACUACCCCGCCCUGCUCGCCUAGUUGUUAAAAUGAUUAUUUAAUUUACUUGCUUACAAUAUUUGCAUAAUUUUAAUUGAAAAAUUGGCAGCUUUUAAACCUUAAAAAUAUAUUUUUAAUUUCAUUUAAUUUUGGCUAAUACCUGCCUAUUCUUUGUGAAUAAUUAAAUUCAAGAUUUUUAACUGCUAAGAAUAAUUAAAACUUUUUAAAGCGAGCGAAAAAAUAGCUACAUAACAAUAGUUAAAUCAGUUUUUAACCUCCUAAGCCCGAUGUACUCCACCUAGUCAAACAGCAGUUUUAAUACAUAAAAACCCUAGAUAGGAAUAUAUAAAUAAAUUUUAUAUAUAAAGGUAUACAAUUAUACGAGUGUGGAUUUGGAUGGAUGCUUGUGGAUAUAGCGAAUGUCUUCUGACAACUUUUUCUUGUUACGAACGAAUGGAUUGCUUAAGUCAGAGAAUAACUAAUGAAAUUAUAAUAAAAUUAGAGCAAGAUCCCGGUAGAGCCAGACGUGGCUUAUUUUCUGAGUAACAAAAGGUGUGGGAUAGUUGUGUUAAUUUUUUUUAGAAAAUUAGAUGUCUGGCACCAGUAGCAUCUUGAACCAAAUGAUUUAAUGGUCGGCAUUGUAUGCUAAAAAAAUGAAUACCUAAGUUUUUAUGAAAAAAUGGUUUUAUUCGAACGCAAUAAGGAAUAACCAAGAUAAAUAUGAAUAUCGAUUUAUCGUUGAGAAAAAUUAAUCAUUAUCGAUAAAGCACUAAAGCUUACUUGGUAUAAAAUAUAGUUGUUGGUAUAAAUAGUAAUUAAUAACUCGGAAUAUGUAUUAUAUUACGAAAAUUGCGUAGGUAAAUGGGUUCAAGGCAAUACAAUUUUAGGGAAAAUAGCUACAAUUUAAAUUAUGCUUAAGCAAGAAUUUAUAUUUUAUUUACGAAUACCUAUUUACUACGAAUACGGUACACAUGAGUUAAUUUAUUUACGAAUACAUUAAAUUGGUACGAAUACUUUGGACAUGAGGAUAAAUGUUGAACUUUUUUCAUUAAUUAUUCUAUGACUGUAAGUACUUACUCGCUAUAGGGGACCGAAAUUAUUCAAUUUACGGUUUCGUUGUAGUUUUUACUAUUAUUCAUUUUGUAUAAAGUUCUUCUAUAAGUUCACUAUUUAUAUUAUAUAAUUUUAAUUAACUAGAAAAGGGACUAUUUAUUUUAAUUCAGUUUGUGGAUUGUAGGGCAUUACAAUAAUUUUUAUUUAAGUAAAAUGACGUCUUAAUUGACUUAGUUAACUAAACAUUUCUAGGUUUUAGAUUUGUCUUCAGUAAAGCGAAUGACGAAUUUUUUCAUUUCAGGAUUUCAAUUUUUUUAAUUCAAACCGAUGGGUAGGUAUGUCUUUUAUGACGUCAUUUUACCUAAUUUUAGUCUCACAACAAAUACUAAGAAGAAAAAUAUUGUUUUAAUGUAAAGAGGAUACCAAAAUCACAAUAAAAGAAUGAGUGUUGGAAUUAACAGAAAGGCGAUAAUU
Molecule: messenger RNA, 4532 nt
Organism: Maniola jurtina (meadow brown)
Lineage: Eukaryota; Metazoa; Arthropoda; Insecta; Lepidoptera; Nymphalidae
Gene: vn
Product: pro-neuregulin-2, membrane-bound isoform
Exons: 5
Coding region: 57-998 (313 amino acids)
Biological process (GO): cell adhesion; axon guidance
Cellular component (GO): plasma membrane
Molecular function (GO): protein binding
Source: RefSeq, a predicted model, not a curated record